UGACGAGUUGCCUUCGCUUUUCGAUGAAUCGAAUCCUACUCAGCCAGCUUAGUUAGGAGAUCCUUCAUUUUUCCACGGAAGAGCUCACAAAAACAAACUCAAACACGAAAAAUUUGUACCGCAUACUAGUAACCACCAUACGAUUCAAGAUAUUCGCUGAACCAUCAUGCCAAGAUUGUCAUUCGGACGCAAAUCACAGCAGCUGCUACAGCAACCCCAGAAGAGACAGUCACGGAAUAAGCCAGAGGGAGAAAUGAACAUCUUCUGCUGUUCUGACCUUGUUAGUCGAAACUUUGUUGCUGACAAGUUGAAGGAUGUGAAGCAAGACGCAAACAUUGUGAAGCUGGAAGUCGAAGAUCUCCUCAUGGCAACAUCUUACCACUCUUUGCUCCCGAAAGUGAAGGCAUUGUUGAUCCAGGAUGAUCGUUCAUGGAAAAGAAUCGAUUUCAUUGACUCCCUGUGCUCCAGCGACUUUUCAGUUUGGCAAGCCGUGAAACAGAAAGUCAUGAACGAGUAUGAGAGCUCAAUCGAUAAUACCUGCAGCUAUACCAACUGUGUCAGCUUUCGAGCCACAGUGGAAGUGAACGAGGGUACAGCCAAGCACUCGACCAUCAGCCUUUUGAACUCUCUCCAGAGAGAUCAAGACGUGAAAGAUAUCAGCUAUGGAGGCGGCCUUUAUGGGCACAACCAUGAUGCGAUUCCUGGAACCCUCAAACGUAGCUUUGAUGAAGACGGCAAUUUGAAGAAGAGCUUUGUAGUGCACAUCAAGUGUGGGUGGUCCAAUGCAGGAGACCGCUCUGAUCGUUUAUGGAAAGCAACACUGCAGUCUUGUCUGAACAACCUCCAGGGUAUCGAGGAAGGUGCGUUGCCAUCCCUUUCAGACCAUUCCGAAGAUGUCGGCUCGCAAGCUGGACACAGGAUGCAGAGACGCCACAAUGCGCUCCAGUUGGGCAAAGGUAUUGAUGAGAAACCUCUUAAAGGGCACGGUAUGUUUGGUGGUUUUGAACCGAGGUUGAGCAUCCUGUCCAAGGUCGGUUUAUCGGAAUCAACUCGUACUUCAAAGACCAAGUUGCGGCGCUUCAAGAGCGUGGAUGACAGUGAUCUCAGACGAAGUGAACACAAAAAAGCUCCGAUGAGCAACCUUUCAUCUCGACGACCUGUUCGUAGAUGCAUCAGCACGGACAAUGAUGUGUCUCCCGUGCGGCGAAUAUGCGAGGGAAGUAAGAAGGCCAAGAGUCCCAAACGACAGUCUCAAUCACCUCGACGUGUUCCCCGCCGAAGCAAUACUUUAGAUUCUGUCGAGUCUCCGGUGUGCAAGAGUGAAGGGUGCAAGAAAACCGAUAGUACCAAACAAGAAUCCAAGACGGGAAGUCUUUCGUCUCGAAGAUCACCCCGGCGAUGUAACAGUAUGGACAACGAUGGGUCUCCAGUUCGACGACGCACCGUUGAAAGGCGAAAGAACACGAACAGUCCUCAGCAAGAAUCCAAUAUGGAGAACGUGUCGACUCGAAGAGCACCCAGGCGAAGUAUCAGUAUGGACAACGAAGGGUCUCCAGUUCGACGAAGCACAAUUCAAAGGCGCGAAAACGUCGACGCGGGAAGCCUCAAACAACACUCCCCGACACGUCGAGUCAUUGGUCGGCAACCUGAAGUGGAGCACGCGAGAACCAACCUUAUUCCAAGCGCCGCAUAGAAAAAAAGCGAAGCACGGAACAGAUCUGCACCUAUUCUUAGUUUUGUCUAAAAAUCUACACACGAAAGCGAUUUGUUCAAUUCCAAGAGUACAUAUAUACCGAUGCCGGUAGACCCACAUAACGUAGCGGUCUUUCACUUUGUCGCCAGUGGGAACUUUUGCACAAAAUCAAUCUUCAUCUUGGGAUCCACAUUGUCUGAUCCCCUCCCUUCUAGCUCUCCCGUGGUCAUCUCAGCGGGUGGUCCCAGCAUGGCCGAUCCAGGACCAAACGUAUCCAGCUCUGACUCACCAAAGAAUAGCGACCUCGAUCGAUUCCGAAGCACUGGAAUCUUGAGGUAGCGCAGUUCUUUUCGGAUCAAUUCGCAACGUUCCAUGUUGCGCAGGGAAGCCAAGCUACUUUGGAACCGAUCACCAACUGACCCAACUCGGUACUGCACUGUAGUAUCAUUGGGUGUGAAGUAGAACUCUCCGAUCGAUGGUUCUCCUGAUGCUUUGUCCGUGAAAAGAACCCGGAGAUAGCGACCUUCCUUCAGCUCGAUGUCCACCUUGUCGCCACGACGGGCACUCACUAAUUGAAUGGCUGGAACCAAUAUCCUCAUUUGAUCUUCCCAAUCGAGCGAAUUGUUAGGUGCCUCCGAGUAGUCCCAACUGUUG
This is a messenger RNA of Seminavis robusta, 2347 nucleotides long. NCBI's taxonomy places the organism in Eukaryota, Bacillariophyta, Bacillariophyceae, Naviculales, Naviculaceae. The record is from the annotation of a GenBank genome assembly.